UGAAGCUAUUACUACUGAAAGUGUUGCCUUUGAUGAACUAUUGGUCUCACCUGGUACUGAAAAUGUUGUCCCGAUUGUGAUGGAUUUGGUUCAUAAUUCUGAUAAUAUUGCUACCUUUGUCGACAAAGUUGAUACUAUAAUUGUUCCUAUUGAUGGCCGAAAUUGUUGUGCCCCUAUUAAACAUGUUACUGAUUCAUGUGAUGCCCCUAUUUGUGAUGUUACUGCCUCAGUUACCCCUCCUGCAGUUUCUGAAUCUCCCCCUCCCCUUAAUUGAUCGAAGUUGUUACAGUUAGUGAAGUUGCCAUUUUUGUUUAUAUAAAUGAUAUAGCUACAUUUGAACCUGUACCCACUUAUGCUCCAUGUCCAGUUUCCAAAGUACAGAAUGAGCUCCUGGUGGCUAUCUAUUACAAGGUGGUAACCACAUGUGAUGUUCAUCUCCCUGUACCUACUCAAGUGAUUAUCACAGAAUCUGAGAUUAAUGCCCCUAUUGUUGGGCCUGCAGCGGGAUAUGAGGAAACUGAUUCUGAUCCCAUGAACGAUGAUACUACAUUUGCCCCACAUUUGUCCUAUGAUGAUACUCUAUCUGAGGACAACCACAGUUUAUAUAUUUAGUUUAUUCUCUCAAGAUUAUCUACAUUCAUAGCAUUCAUUCUCAUACUUGAUUGCAUUUACAUAUACACUUAUAUUUUUGACCUUAUAUUGUUGACCUUCGAUUAUGUAAGGUUUUUUAUACUCUUCCUCCUAAAUUUCAGUCUAAGAUUCUUGUAAUUUAAGACAACGAGUAACCAGCGGCAAACAACAGUUGGCAAGAGAGAUUUACAAACUUACAUCUUUGGUGUUGCACUUGAUACUGCUCUUGAAGCUGUCCAUGAGGAAAAUUCUAUCCCGGGCCCUUUUGAUGCUAGUUUAGGAGCCAGUAAUGGCAACUGACCAAUUUGGAUACUACGGUAGGCUUAGAUGAAGCCCCGUGGCUACCUCUAACAAGGCAAUAACCAUUGGUGAAGUUCAUCCGCUUUUGAUUCUCACUAAUGCUCACUAGAUUGAUGGUACUACUACUCACAAAAACACACACAACAUCUUCUGGAGAUGAUGAAUUUAAUUUUGAUCCGCCCAAAGUUGAAGCCGAAGUUGAUACUACAGUUACCUCAAACUUGUCCUAUAAUGGUGCUCCAUCUGUGGACCUCUCUGUUUCCCAUAAUCUUUCUAUUGUUACAGGUAUAUCGACAGACGAGAAAGACUGCCUCGAUGGAGCCUUCACGCCAGUAAGAAACAGAAAUUAAUGGAGAGGGAAAUUGUGUAUUAGUCCCAGUUUUGCAUGUAUGUUCAGUAAAGAACAUAUUUUCAAUUCAGGUAUUAUAGUAGUGGCCUUGGUUAUUAAUUUCAUGUUGCUUUUGGCUUCUUAUAUCGAAAUUUUCUCUUCUACUUCAUCUGAUUAAAGUUGUAUGAUGUUCUAUCAGGUAAGUUUAUGUAUAUUAUUUUUAUGGUAAAGAUCCUUUGAUUGCAUUUACAUAUACACUUAUUAUAGUGUUGGCCUUUAAUUAUGUAAGGAUAUCUUUGCUCUUCCUCUUAAAUUUCAAUCUAAGAUUCCUGUUAUUUGAGACAACGAGCAACCAGCGGCAAACAUCAGUUGGCAAGAGAGAUUUACAAACUUUAUUACAUUGCAAGUUUAUUACAUUUAGGACUUCUAAAAUGAAAAUCAAAUGAUUGAAUUAAUGAUGUUUUUUGGAUUUGUUGCUGAUUUUCUAUUGACUGAUUGCUUUUCUGCUGAUGGUUUAGCUUCGGUGGCCGGAUUGUGAUGCUACAGAGUAUCUAUAUAUUUUGUCUCAUGGAUAUUUUCAUGCCGAUCUUGUGAGUUUCCUUAACAGAAUAUUCUCUUUUUGUGCUUGCAGAUCUUAUUUUCUUUAUUGUACUUUCAGAUUUUUUUUCAAAAGCAAAAGCUUCUCGAAUUUGUAAUUUGUCUGUCCAGCUUAAUAUAUACUGUUCUUCUUUGUAUAACUUGUUCCUAUAACCAUUAAAUUAUAAAUUUUAAAAUCUUUUUAAUAUGUAAUUUGUUAUGUAGUUACUUGGUGAUUUGGUGAAUACGAACUCGUGAGGUUGAAUGUGAAUAUGGGCUGGUGAGGCGGCUUACAUUUUCUGUCGUAGUUGUGUUGACUGACCAAAUACCAAAUUAUUUUGUAUGUCACUAUUGUGAUGUUUGUAAAAAAAGAAGUUUUGAUUAACAUCAAUUGUCUUAUAUUGCUAUGCUUCCAGAUACUUGAGACUAUGAUGAUGAAAUCCCCCCCCCCCCUCUGACCUUAUUUAGCAUAUAUGGAUCAAUCUGGCAUGUAGCUUGGUAGAGAAAACAUGACAGCAAGCAUCUUUACAGCCAUGGUGGUGUUUAAAAAAUCUGUCCAUAAUUAAAUCUGAGCCUUGAAAGACUAUCGUGGACUCAAACAAAAUGCUCUUGAGCGGCUGAGCCUGUCAAUCUGAGCCAUGGCAGUAAGCAAUACACUUCUUUUCUGUGAACAGGCAAAUGAGAGGAACAACAAAAUGCUCCUAUACUUGAUGAAGAAACUUCAGUUAAUUAGGGGUUUUGUUGUUAGGAGAACAAAUGGUUCAGCAGGGCAUAUAUCCAUGGAUACUGUUGCAGACGCCCAACCACACAAGGUUCUUUGUUUAGAAGGUAUGACAUUCUGGAUUUUAGGGUAUUCAUUAAUAAGAAAUACAUUAGAGAGGUUGAGUUUCACGUAUAUACCUGGAUUGGUAAAAGAAAAGAUGGCCUCAUUUUAAACAAACUUGAUAGAAUCUUAGUAUCCCCUUAGUUUAAUAAUCUCAAUCUCACUUUAUCUAUUCAAAAACUCAACAGAUGUGUUUCUGAUCACAAUCCUAUUUUACAUAAAGAGAAUACCUUAUCUAAGGUUGGCCGUGGGACUUCGAAAUUUCAACAUAUGUGGAUUAAGCACUCGAUUUUUGUGACAUCCUGGAAUCAGCCUUGUGAUGAUUUUGGGAUGGGAAAAUUCUCUUUUAAAUUUAAUUAGAAGCUCAAAACUGAUUGAAAGUUUUGGAAUAAAACCAUUUUUUGAAACAUUUUCAACAAGCUUGUUGAAACUGAGAUUGAAAUAUCCUUUCUGGAGGAUAGGGUGGCCACAAAUGUGAAUAAAAAAGACAAACUCUUGAUCAAACAAGUUCAAGCUAAUUAUAUCCAUUAUAAUUCAUAUCAAACAAGGUAAAGAGGUCUCUCAUAAUAUUUUAAUGCUAAAAGAAUUGCUUAAGCACAUUGACAAAAAAGUCAGAGGUCAAACCAUUGUUUUUAAAUUUCAUAUGCAAAAAAUUAAACUUUUGAUGGAAUGUCUUGGCACUCUAUUGAAAUCACUCUUAAACAAUUUAGCUUUCAUGAUCUUUUUGUAUCUCUCAUUAUCAAAACAUUCCCCAUGGUGUCUCUUCUAAAGGUGUGAAACAAGAUGACCCCAUCCUCCCUGUUCUGUUUAUUAUGACUACGGAAGACCCAGACUUUGCACAUCUUCUCUUUUUCAUUAUCAUUUAUAGAAGGGGUGACCAAAUGUUUUUCUAUCCCUUCUUACUUCGAAAUGUGUAGGCAGAUUUAUGACUUUUCUGGUAUCAUUUCCUUGUCUUAUUUUGUUUUUAGUUUUCGCAUCCGAUUCGUUAUUGAUUUAGGAGUAAAUCUAUCAUUUGCUCUAUUGCUUCUAAUUUUUGACUCGAGUUAAUUGGGGGUUUUGCUGCAGAAAAGCUUGUUGCAGCUAAACCUGUUUACAUUGUCGCAGAAUCCGGCUAAACCACCUAACAUAUGGCUCUUUUUAUAUAGUUUGUUUUAUUUGCUAGGAGGUAAACUAAAACCAUUUGAUUUUAUAUGGCUACUUUUAUUUUGAUCUAAUAUGUUAUACUUUGUAUGAUACAAAUUUGUGUCUUUAUAUAUAGUGAUUCCGUGGGUGCACAGAGUGCUUAUUUUGCUACUAAACUUUCCAAAAUAUUUUCAUAUUCGUGCUUUGAUCUCUCAAAGCUACAAGGCAGGGGAACUGCACAUAUAUUUAAAAACUCCAAGUGGUCUUAUUUUCAUAUUUUGAAGUUCUCCUGUUUGACACAGAAGGUUUUUCACUGAACUUAGGUGCACCACUUGUUGCUAACUAUGUCCCUACACUUUCCGGGGUAUAUUUUCAGCCCAUUCAAAAAGCUUUUUGAUAUACUCACAAUCCUUAACCUCCAAGGCUUGGCAAUUGUAUAUCAUCCCUUCUAUUUUACUUGCAAUGCAUAUCACUUCCCUGUGUACGUGGAAUCUACGUUUCUGGACUGCUCAUACAUGCAACUAUUUUGUCCUGCUUCAUUUCUUUAUGUGCUCGGCAAAAUUCCAGAGGAGACUUGUGUUGCGUUUUUGAACCGGUGCUAUGAUAAGCGCGGUAGGAUGCUGAUCGAGCAUGGCACAGAGUCAGAGCAUUUUUUAGGCGUGGAAAUGGAUCUCUUGCAGGAAAUUCAAAUGGUUUUCCACAUCAACCAAGAUUCCAGCCUAACCUUUUUUUUAAGAAUGGUCGUAGAGGAGCCCCCGCCACAAGCAUACAUACGAGAUCAACAGCCUUGCAUCCACCAACAUUGCUGGGCCUGCUUGAUCCUCUGCAAUGUAUGCUUCUCUGCUGAUGUACUGCUACUUUUUUGUUAUGUUUUGUUUCAAUGAUGGUUUGCUUCAGACAAUUAUGAAUACUUUUUAAACUACAUUCCGGUGAAUGAAUUGACAAUGUUAA
This is a messenger RNA of Cuscuta epithymum, 4730 nucleotides long. The record is from the annotation of a GenBank genome assembly. NCBI's taxonomy places the organism in Eukaryota, Viridiplantae, Streptophyta, Magnoliopsida, Solanales, Convolvulaceae.